AUGGCUGUGUCGGGUCCAGGGAAGACACCUUUCAAUGUCGGCAAUGCACAAAAGGUUAUGGAUAUUAACACGUUCCAUAACCGUGCCGGCCACUUGUCCGAACCCAUUUUGAGACUGUCCGCGAAGCAGCACGGGAUUACCCUCACGGGCACGAUGGACAGCUGCCGAUGGUGCUUGCCGGCGGGUGGGAAGAGGGCGCCGGUGCCGAAGCAGGGGGGCGGGUACCGCGGCAAGAGGGCGCCGAACGACGUGUUCCACAUCGACCUCUGCGGCGCGUACACGGCGACGAUCGGUGGCAACCACUAUAUGCUCUUCGGUGUGAACGCCGCCACGGGAUGGAUGGUCUGCUACGCCAUGCGGCGUAAGUCGGAGGCGCUAGCGGUCGUCAAGCACGUGGUCGUGGAUGCUGCCCACAAGGCUGGUACCGCGAUCAAGUGCAUCCGCUGCGACUGCGAUGCCCUCUGGACCAGCAGCGACUUCAAGGAGUUCUGUGCCAGCAUGGGGAUCGCGCUUGAGUACUCCCCUUCAGGAGUGCAGCAGUACAACGGCGUCGUCGAGAGCGACAUCCAGAGGUGCCUCAAGGUGGCCAAGGCACCCCGCUGGGUCGCCCAGGAGCUGCAUGGCCCCGCAAGAUUUUCUCGGUUCCGCGGACUGAGUGUUCGUGGCGAUGAGCUCUGGGCGGAGUCCGCCAAAGACGCCGCGCAGAAGCUGAACCAGUCAGCAUCUCCUUCCAACCUCGGGGCUGCUGCCGCCGCCGGACCGUCUUUGCCGCCGCCGCCUUCGGGGCCCGCGUUGUGGCCCGCGCCUUUGCCUGGUGCUGCCGCUCCGCCGCUCCCGAGGCCGCCCGCGUCAUCGACAUCCGCCGUCUCACCGCCGCCCGCUGCUGCUGCCGCCGCCGGACCGUCGCCGUCGCCGCCGCCUCCAGGGUCUGCGCCGCUGUGGCCGUCGCCGCCGCUCCCGGACUGGUCGUCGACAUCCAUUGAGGCUGAGCAGUCCCCGCCGCAACCGCACCAAGAUCGGCGGACCACACAGUCGGCGACCGCACCGGGGUACGCACCUCUCACGCCCCAUGCUUCGAGACUGCUAGGCGAGGGGGGAGAUCCGCGGAUCCGAGGACGCACGAGAGCGGAAGCGCGCACCAUCGCCCAGCAACAGCUUUCUGCCCUAUCGGUGGACCGGCAGUUGCCAUCACUGCAGGAAGAUGCCGUCACCACGCCUUUCCCUCCGACCGAAAUCACCAUGGGGCUGCUGGCUCAAGCAAACGAAGACGUCCUCCUCUCCAUGCUGGAUGCUCGGCGAUUCAUGAACGGCAAGACAAUGCUCCGGCCAGGAUUGGAGGAGGGCGGCGAGAAGGGGGGCCAAGGCGAGCAGCUCGCGAGGAGUGAGGGCGUGGGAGAGAGCACGGGAAAGAUGCCGGAGGUGGACAUCGGCGAGGAGGGACGCAUGGGGAAUGGUUGGUCGAUCGGUUCGUCUGAGCGGGGCGUUCCGCUCGGACUUGUGGCGCGUCUUGCGACGCGCGACGACCUCGACGCAUCUGUGCGCGAGAUGGAGCCGCCUCUCUUGCGACUCGACAUGCCGCGCUGCCACGCCAAGGACCUCCGAGUNUUCAUGAACGGCAAGACAAUGCUCCGGCCAGGAUUGGAGGAGGGCGGCGAGAAGGGGGGCCAAGGCGAGCAGCUCGCGAGGAGUGAGGGCGUGGGAGAGAGCACGGGAAAGAUGCCGGAGGUGGACAUCGGCGAGGAGGGACGCAUGGGGAAUGGUUGGUCGAUCGGUCCGUCUGAGCGGGGCGUUCCGCUCGGACUUGUGGCGCGUCUUGCGACGCGCGACGACCUCGACUCAGCUGUGCGCGAGANGCCGCGCUGCCACGCCAAGGACCUCCGAGUACCCCAGACUUUCAAAGACGCAAAGCAGUGCGAGCACAGCGAGCAGUUCAUGGAUGCGGUCAAGCAUAACUACAUCAAGUCGAAGUUGAUUUUUGAUUGGAAGGUAGAUGCGUUCGGCUUUCCUACGAAGGCCAAGGCUAGACUUGUUGCGAGAGGAGACAUGCAGAAGGAGUGCAUUGACUUUGGUGAUUCGUAUGCACCUACUGUAACUUCAUCUAGUGUUCGUAUGUUGGCAGCUUUGGCGUGUGAGCUUGACUUGGAACUGUGUCACUUCGAUAUCGACCAGGCUUUUGUGAGGGCCCUGCUCAAGGAAGAUAUUUUCAUGCGACUGCCGGAAGGAUGUGGUGCGUUGUCGGGGAAGAUAGUGCAGUUGAACAAGAGCCUUUAUGGCUUGAGGCAGGCAUCUAGAGAGUGGUACGCGUUACUGAAGAAGUGUCUUUCGGCUUUGGGGUUCGAGCAGUGCAUGAUGACUGAUUCGUGUGUUUUUCGUUUAGUCGAAGGGGGGGAAGUAGUGUUGCUACUUGUAGUACACGUAGACGAUAUUUUUGCUGUGGGGACGAAGGCGAGGUGUGAUCAAUUCGGCAAGGACGUGGGAGAGUACGUGCCAGUGAAGUUUCUAGGGGAGUUGAAGUGGUACUCCGGUUGCUAUUACGAGAGGGACAGAGAGGCAGGCAGGCUGACGCUUUCACAGCAGACAUAG
Molecule: messenger RNA, 2583 nt
Organism: Ectocarpus sp. CCAP 1310/34
Lineage: Eukaryota; Phaeophyceae; Ectocarpales; Ectocarpaceae
Source: the annotation of a GenBank genome assembly